UUGUAACCUCGCGGCAAACACUGGAGAUGAAUGAAGCCACUAGCUUGCAAUUAGCGCGCGACAACAAAACUACAGCAGAUUAACUGGCACUAGUGCGAUGGAACAAUUUGUCAGAAGUGAUUGAUUUUUGACAAUUGGGCGGUGUGCAGAUGACUCACCGUUGUGGAGUGUACCUUGUUUCGCUAACCAGGACAGCCAUGCUAAUAACAACAGUUAGCUAGCAUGCACGGGAAGGAGUCACUUCAGGAUCUAAAACUGUCUUAGUCAACUGAAUAUCCACCAACCAGCUUCAAAGGGCAGAGGAAACACUGUCACCAUGUACCCUAACAACCCCAUGAAGUCCAGCAGCAGCAGCAGCAGCAGCAGCAUCACUGAGCUGCUGGGCGCCCUGUGUGACUCCAGCCUGACCGGGGUGUCAUGGAAACGCCGUGCCCUUGGAGGAGUCUCCAGAGAAGGUUUCCGCAGAGCUCUCAAGAAACGAGCCUAUGGUGCCCUGUUGUCCAAACUUUUUCACGAUGGCACCAAAGGUUCCGCCCCGGGACCGAGCGCCACAGCGAACACGCCGCCCAGGAACAGAGUCCUGAUGAUAUGCUUCGACUUGCGGGUGGCCGGCUGCAGAGAGGAAGCAGAGAGGUUGGAGGAGCAGCUCGAGAGGCUGCCGGAGGGAGCGUCCUCCGGCGUGAAGGAAGUAGACGCAGUCUUGGAGCUCCUGGUGCACCUUGCUGGUUCGGCACCUCCGCCGCCUACCUCCUUCAGCAGAGACUACAUGAGACGAGAGAGGCAAGUGCUGCGGAGGCCUGAACCGUGGGGCUACCAGAGCGAGGAGCUUCAAAGGCUGGAGGCCAGGGCGUGGGGUCUAGUGUGUCAAGAGGAAUGGGGAAAUCUGGACAGUUUGUGUGGGACUCAGAGAUUGAUGGAUGCCCUUCCAGGCACAGGACUGCUUCCUCCGAGGACUAAAUUGGAAGCGGAAGAAAGAUUUGAGAGGGAUACCAGACUGACGCUGUUUGGAGCGCUGCAGCACACACGCACCUCAGACCUAGACAUAAGACUGGACCUGCCUCCUGUUCCCAGUAAUAUUGAUGUGACAGGGCUUUCUAUAAGGGUUCCCUCCAGUUUGGAUCAAUCUGAGGACGAGGGUUUCCAGUCUUCUUCCAACCUGACCCCAGACUCCCAGUCAGAGCCUAGCCCCAUCCCAGACUUCGACAUUUGGGAGGCUCUCCGCACAUUUGAGCCUGGGCGACGCCGCUGCUGGGAGUCUGUCGGUUGCCCACCAGGGAAAAGGGAGUCCCUCUAUCUAACGGAGGGCGGCAGGGUGGCUUUUGACCAACUGUAUCGUCUAUGGGAGGGCGAGCUGAGGGUGGUCAGCACCGGUACGCCCUCUCCUCUCGUCCCGCUGCCCCUGGACUCUCAGAGACAGCUGGUAUCUGACCUUCUAAACGUCUUGAUCGGAGUGGCAUCCACAACCUUCCCCCUUAAUCAGAGUGUUCAGUUCGAUGUCAGACCUGGAGUGUGCGUGUCCGGAGCCUCUAUGGAAAGUGUGUCUCGUCUUUUAGGGGAGCUGGCACAGUAUGGUACCUACUACCUGAGGCUCAGCCGCUUCUCUCUGCAGAGCGCUGACAAGAAAGGCCUCGUCUUCCAGGCUUUUACUGGUGGUCUGCGGAAGUAUCUGCACUACUACAGGGCUUGUGUUCUCAGCACUCCACCCACACUCAGCCUGCUGACUAUCAGCUUCCUCUUCCGUAAAGUGGGCCGCCAACUAAGGUACCUGUCAGAACUGUGCUGCUUAGAUGGGCCUUUGGGUGCAGGCCAGGGUACCUUCCCUGUGGGUGUUAAACUGCUCUCCUACCUGUACAAUGAAGCACAGAACAACUGCAGCAACGAGAACUAUCCGGUGCUGCUGUCGCUGCUGAAGAGCAGCUGUGAACCAUACACACGGUUUGUCACUGACUGGGUGUACAGUGGCGUGUUUCGAGAUGUUUAUGGAGAAUUCAUGAUCCAGGUCAAUGAGGAGUUUCUGGGCUUUCGAGACAAACAUUUCUGGGUCCAGGGGUACACUCUCAUCUCGAAGGAUGUGGAGGAAUGUGUGCCCCUCUUCCUGCGACACAUCGCCAACGACGUAUACGUCUGUGGAAAGACCAUCAACCUCCUCAAGAUCUGCUGCCCGCAGCACUACAUCUGCUGGUCGGAGCUGCCGGUGCCUCGCAUCGCCGUCACCUUUUCUCUCCAGGAGGUGGAGGUGAUCGAGAGGGACUGUGCUGUGUACCGGGGACGCCUGGAGAGGAUCGCUAAGCACAGCGCCAUCAGCAGGGAGGAGCAAGCUCAGCGAGCAGAGCAGGCACGCCAGGAGCUGAUCAAUCAGGUCAGAGAGUCGGCAGCCAAAACCCUGGAGAGCAUCCGCGGGCGGCAGGUGUCACAGCGUCUGGCUGAAGAGGCCAAGAAGAGGGAGCGUUUUGAGGAGCUGAAACAGCACCUGGAGCAGGAGCAAGAGUGGCGGAGUGUAGCCAGGAGGAAGCAGGAGGAUGAUGACUUCAGCUUUGCCAGAGAGGUGAGGGACCGAGAGAAAAGACUACAAGCCCUGGAGGAGCAACUGGAGCAGAGAGCCAGGAAGGAGCUGAUUGCUCAGUACAGCCAUCUGUCGGAGGAAGCCGCUCGCAGAGAAAGGCGGGCCAUGUGGCGGGUGCAGCGAAUGAGACUUCAUGAAGCCCGGGCUCAGUUCUUUAUUCAUGACGGGAAGCAGACUCAGGCAAUGCUGGAGAAAUAUCCUUUAGGCCAGGAGAGACCUCCCAUGGAAGCACUACCAUCUGUUCACUCAGUGCAACAGACUGCACCACAGCCAACGCUGGAGGAUCUUUCUGAGCAGCAGCAUGCAGAGCCUCAAGAACCUGAUACGAUGUCACCACCGUCUCACCUUACAUUAGACCCAAACCUCAUCUCUGAGAACAUUGACGUCAAUGAUUUUCUCCCCAAGUCGCCAAAUCCUGACAGUCAGCAGGUGGAUGUGGCCCUGCAUGAGAUUGGAUCUGAUCUACCUGAAGUGUGUCCCACAGCACAGUUGGUAGACUAUGACUUUAACGCCCCCUUUAGUCCACUGGAGGGUAUCACCGGCCAAGUCUCUGCCCCGCCCCGGCCUCGCUGGGGACCUGCAGUCCAGCCUGACCACCCUUCUUUUUCUCACAUCCAAGUAGGAGAGAAUGUGUCUGAAGUUCAGGAGACUGUCCCCAAAGCCAGCUCCUUCGGUCAAGCCACCAAAUCCAGCUUUCCUUUGGGCCAAUACACCUUAGAAGGGACUCAAAAAACAUCUAAAGCAAACACUUAUGGACAUCCGUCUCAAGCGUCAGUGCAGCUAGUGGAUAGUAGUGGCUCAAAGACUGACGACAAACAAGCAGAUGCUGCAUCUAAGACAGAAGAGAAGUCUGAAACAGGGACCUCCAGGAGUAAAGACGACGUAAAGGAAGACGAGAGAACUAUAGAAGUUAAUGUUGAUGAUAUUGAACCAGCUGAUCACAGCUUAGUUGCUCAAGAUAAAGCCAGUGAACGCAUUUCUUUGCCAAACAUUCAUGUCUCUGAUGCAGACCUUAAAGCUGGAGAGCUGGUGUCAGAUGCUGUUGCUACACAGCCUUCUCCGAGCAGCCAUGGUCAUUCUUCUGAUGCUCACAUAAAAGUUGGACAGUUUACAUCAGAGAUAACGACGUCUCUUCCUUCCUCAAACGCGCACGGUCAUUCCUCAGAUUCACACAUCAAGGUUGGAGAACGUGUUUCCGAGGUGGAUUCUCCUCUAUUUUCCCAGAGUGCUCAUGGUCACUCCUCUGAAGCUCACAUUAGAGUUGGAGAAAACGUUUCAGAUUCCGUCUUCCCUCUCCCUUCUCAAAACGUCCACGGUCACGCCUCGGAUUCCCACAUCAAAGUCGGCGGACAUGUUUCCGAUGUAGGCGCCUCUCUUCCCUCCCCCAGUGUUCACGGUCACGCCUCAGAUUCCCACAUUACAGUUGGAGAAAAUGUCUCUGACUUUGUCGCGCCGCUUAGCGCUCCGAGCAUCCACGGUCACUCCUCUGAUGCUAAUAUAAAAGUAGGCGAGUAUGUGUCUAACAUAACUGAAGAUAGACCUCGUUGGAGUCAACAUGGGCACGCCUCCGACGGCAUCCUUCAGUCAGGCUGUGUGGUAUCUGGAGAUGAACCCGCCUUGUCUGCUCUACCAGGAAGCUCUUAUGGACACUCCUCAGACUCAGCUUUGGGUCUUGGGUGUUUAGUUUCAGGACAUGAACCCAAACGUUCUCCUCUACCUGGCAGUGCUCAUGGACAUUCUUCAGACUCAGCUUUGGGUAUCGGAUGUUUAGUCUCAGGAAAUGAACCCAGACGUUCUCCUCUACCUGGCAGUGCUCAUGGACAUUCUUCAGACUCCAAUUUAGGUGUCGGAUGUGUUGUGUCAAAAGCUGAUACCGCUCAAUCACCUUUACCGGGCAGCGCGUACGGCCACUCCUCGGACUCAGCGCUGGGUGUGGGUUGUGUGGUGUUGGGGACGGAGCUGCAAGCCGCUGCGCUACCAGGCAGCAUGUAUGGCCACUCAUCAGAUUCUACACUUGGAGUCGGGUGUGUGGUGGGGGGUAAAGGUGGUGAAACUCAGCAGAAGGCAGAAAGCAAUGAAGAUGGUAAAGGUGCUCAAAGCUUCAGCGAGCAGCUGGCCGAGAGCAUGGGGUCCUGGGCAGCUGGCUUUGCUUUGACCCCUGGAGAGAAGUCGGAGCAGGAUUACCUCUUAGCUUUGUCUGCACAUUACCAGGUGGAACACUACGAGGACUGCUACAACCUAAUGGCUUCUUCCCCCGAGUGUCAGCUGCUGAAGCAGGUAACUCGGGGUCCCUGGGGCCUCCCAAUGGACCCCACACUCCGCAAAGCCACAGACACCACGGCUGUCCAACUCAGCGAGAUGGUCUCCCUGCCAGUUCUGAUAAAACACUCGGUCACCGCCCCGCUCAUCACACAUGUGUCUCUGGUGAACAAGGCUGUGGUGGACUACUUCUUUGUGGAGUUGGGGGUGGAGAGACACUUUGAGGCGCUGCGCCACUUCCUGCUGAUGGAGGAUGGCGAGUUUGCUCAGUCGCUCAGUGAUCUGCUCUUUGAAAAGCUGGGGAGUGGACAGACCCCCGGCGAGCUGCUGACCCCGCUGGUCCUGAACUCCAUCCUCAGUAAGGCCCUGCAGUACAGCUUACAUGGAGACACACCUUUAGCAAGCAACUUCACCUUCGCCCUGCGCUUCCUCCCGGAGACCUUCCAUCCACACGCCCCCGACUCCCUCAACUGUCUGGAGCUGCGCUACAAGGUGGACUGGCCGUUGAACAUCAUCAUCACGGACAGCUGCAUGAACAAGUACAACCGUCUGUUCUCGUUCCUGUUGCAGCUCAAACACAUGGUGUGGAGCCUCCGCGAGGUCUGGUUCCACCUCAAGAGAACAGCGCUGGUGAAAGGCGCCGGCCGCUCGGUGCAGUUCCGUCAGCUGCAGCUGUACAGACAUGAGAUGCAGCACUUUGUCAAAGUGAUACAGGGAUACAUCGCUAACCAGAUCCUGCAAGUGUCCUGGAGCGAGUUCACGGCCAAGCUGGCCACGGCCAGUGACCUGGACGCCAUCCACCGCACACAUGCAGACUACCUCAACAGAGCCAUCUUCAGAGGUUUGCUGACAGAGAAAGCUGCUCCGGUCAUGAACAUCAUCCACAGCAUCUUCAGCCUGAUCCUCAAGUUCAGGGCCCAGCUGAUCGCACAGCCCUGGGACAGCCAGCAGGGGGAGGCGGUGCACCCCAGCUUCAUCGCCAUGCAGCAGUCCUACAACACCUUCAAGUACUACUCCCACUUCCUCUUCAAAGUGGUGACUAAGCUGGUGAACAGAGGCUACCAACCUCAUCUGGAAGAUUUCCUGCUACGAAUCAAUUUUAACAACUACUACAAAGACUCCUGAGCGAGGACCGCUGCUGUAAGUGUUCAAUGAGCUUAGCCUGAAUAAUACACACAAUACAGGCUGUUUAAAAAAUAGUCAGCAAUGCAACAUUGUGUACAUGAAUGCUAAUAUUUUUAAGAAUCUCACAUAAGUGUGUUUAAGAAAGAAGACAGAUUUGAAAAAAAGUGUUUUUCAUCGCCUUUUAAAGAAAGGAAAAUGAAUACCCACCUGUACUGAAUAUCAGGGCAUGGAUUGUAAAUCACAACCUCUUCUAAAAAUCGAUGUGCAGGACAUUCACAGCAUGUAGCUUUACAUUAAAAAUGAUGUGCUGCCAAAGUCUGUAAGUGUGAUAAGCUGACACCGUGUGUAAUGUCCAAAGUGCUCCAGCAUGCCUCCAGCCCUGUGUGUAUAAAUGUAAUGUCGAUUACAUGUAAAUAAAAGAGCUAAUGUUGCCUUUAAUAACA
Messenger RNA from Labrus bergylta (ballan wrasse), 6390 nucleotides. RefSeq names its product tubulin gamma complex component 6 (gene tubgcp6). Gene Ontology annotation, cellular component: centrosome; spindle pole; gamma-tubulin complex. Lineage: Eukaryota; Metazoa; Chordata; Actinopteri; Labriformes; Labridae. The record is from RefSeq and is a predicted model, not a curated record. Gene Ontology annotation, biological process: mitotic cell cycle; cytoplasmic microtubule organization; microtubule nucleation. Gene Ontology annotation, molecular function: microtubule minus-end binding; gamma-tubulin binding.